Molecule: messenger RNA, 964 nt
Organism: Fragaria vesca subsp. vesca
Lineage: Eukaryota; Viridiplantae; Streptophyta; Magnoliopsida; Rosales; Rosaceae
Product: auxin-binding protein ABP19a-like
Exons: 1
Coding region: 244-882 (212 amino acids)
Cellular component (GO): cell wall
Molecular function (GO): manganese ion binding
Source: RefSeq, a predicted model, not a curated record
GAUGGUCGAUGAACUUGUAAGAAAUCUAGCUCAUUCUCUUCUGAUUAUGCACAUAAUCGUAUACAUCUUCAAUUCAAACGAGUAGCUAGCUUCUUUCGUAUACGUUUUAUAUUACAUACAAAUUAUUGAUUUGAUAGGAAGCCGCCCCUCUUGUGUAUAUAUUAGUCUCUCAAUCCAUAAGAUCCAUAGCUAUAAAUAGCAUAUCAGCACCAACUAUACCUUUACUUGCAUAUCAUAUCCAUCAUGAUGAUUUCCCCUAUCUGCUUCUUCAUAUUCUCUCUCGUUCUCUCCUCCUCCUAUGCUGCUGUGCAAGACUUCUGUGUUGCAGACUACACAGCUCCACAAGGCCCUGCAGGGUACUCAUGCAAAGACCCCGCAAAGGUUACGGUAGAUGAUUUCGUCUACUCUGGCCUAAGAGUUUCUGGCAACACCUCCAAUAUUCACAAGUUUGGAUUCGUACCUGCUGUAGUUACUCAGUUUCCUGGUCUCAAUGGCCUCGGCGUUUCGGUGGCGCGCACCGACUUGGGUGUGGGUGGAGUUAUCCCAUUCCACACUCACCGUGGAGCUACAGAAGUGCUAAUUGUCGCGGAAGGAAGCUCGGUAAUUGGAGGGUUCGUUGACUCGAAUAACAAAGUUUACAUGAAAACUAUGAGCAAGGGUGAUUGUAUGGUUUUCCCUAGAGGUUUGUUGCACUUUGCAGUGAAUCAAGGCGAUACUCCGGCCCUUAUGUAUGCUAGCUUAAGCAGUGAAAACCCAGGUCUGGAUGUUUUGGAAACUCAACUGUUUAAAAACGAUUUACCUACUGACCUGAUACAUAAGACUACUUUACUAGACAAAUCUCAGAUCAGGAAACUAAAGCGUCUUCUUGGUGGUACUAACUAAUGUCUGUUAAUCGAUGUACUAAAUGCCGAAUGUAAUUUUUCCUUUUUCUGAACUUAAAUAAAAAUUCUUCCAUUGCAGUUAU